AUGUGGUGCAAAGACCAUGACUUUUCUGUUUUGGGCGACUCUUUAUAUGAUUGUUAUGAAAAUGACAAUAUUCAAAAGCAAUGUGAGGACCCCGGUGAAAGACUGGUCGAUGUGGCUGAAUGUAAAAGUGAAUGUAAACAGUUGCAGGGGCCUGUUAUAGGCGAGGAUGAGCCAGAAACGAACAAUAACAUUGUGGACUGGAUGGAGCCGGAUAAUGUAACAAUAUUUGAGCUGGAGAAGCGCGCCAUUGAAGUACUAGACGUAUGUCGCAAACGAACUCUUUCAUCUCGUCUGAUUAACAAUAAAGAGUUCUUUGUGGAUCAUGCUCAUAAUCUUGUGUGGUGCAACAUAUUUAAAGCUGCUAGUUCUUCCUGGUUAUAUAACUUUAACAUACUAGGUGGCUACGACAAACAUUUCUUGGCGCGAACCAGGCAGACGCCAUUAAUGUUAGCAAGAAAGAAGUUCCCUCGCCCUAGUGAAGAAGAACUAAAGGAUGCUGUUAAUACACCAGGGGUUAUAUCACUCUUGGUUGUACGAGAACCCUUUGUCCGUUUGCUCUCAGCAUAUCGUGAUAAGCUUGAAAACAUUACCCCACCGUAUUAUAGGAAGUUAGCAAGAGCUAUAGUUGCAGAACACCGAGCAAAAGCUAUAAAAAUUUUAGGGCCUAUCAAAAGCUUUGGGCCUACGUUUUACGAGUUUGUGGCUUACUUAAUACAAAAGUACAAUGCACAAGCCAAUGAUUUCACUUUUGAUGAGCAUUGGGCACCGUAUUACCGGUUUUGUUCACCUUGUGCCGUCAACUUCACCGUCAUAGCAAAGGUGGAAACAUUGGCGAGAGAUUCAGCGUAUGUAAUACAACAACUUGGUCUAGGUCAUGUAUUGGAUAGAAAACUCAGCAACCGGAGGAUGCGACUGCGUACUGUAAUGAAUAAGUCUCGAGAUGGGAAGAACACUACAGCUUUACUGCGAUAUUACUUUAGUCAAAUUGACGAAGAUAUGCUUAAUGGAUUGUUACAAAUUUAUGGUAUAGAUUUUGAAAUGUUUGGGUACGAUGCAAAGAUUUAUAAACGUUAUGUUAGGAAAUAA
This is a messenger RNA of Arctia plantaginis, 1086 nucleotides long. The record is from the annotation of a GenBank genome assembly. NCBI's taxonomy places the organism in Eukaryota, Metazoa, Arthropoda, Insecta, Lepidoptera, Erebidae.